AUGGCCGUCACAAACCAGGCACUCCACUCCUCGCGCCGGAAGUCGCGCAAGGCGCACUUCAAUGCCCCCUCCAGCGUGCGCCGUGUUAUCAUGAGCGCACCUCUGUCCAAGGAACUCCGUGAGAAGCACAAUGUCCGCUCCAUCCCCAUCCGCAAGGACGACGAGGUCACCAUUGUCCGUGGUACCAACAAGGGCCGUGAGGGCAAGGUCACCAGCGUCUACCGUCUGAAGUGGGCCGUCCACAUCGAGCGUGUUGUCCGCGAGAAGUCCAACGGCCAGAGCGUUCCCCUCCCCAUCCACCCCUCCAAGGUCGUCGUCACCAAGCUCAAGCUCGACAAGGACCGUGAGCAGAUUCUGGAGCGCAUCGGCAAGGGCCGUGAGGCCGUCAAGGCCAAGUCCUCUUAA
Messenger RNA from Aspergillus puulaauensis, 405 nucleotides. It is a transcript of the gene RPL26A, whose product is annotated as 60S ribosomal protein uL24. Gene Ontology annotation, molecular function: RNA binding; structural constituent of ribosome. Lineage: Eukaryota; Fungi; Ascomycota; Eurotiomycetes; Eurotiales; Aspergillaceae. The coding region runs from base 1 to 405 and encodes 134 amino acids. Gene Ontology annotation, biological process: ribosomal large subunit biogenesis; cytoplasmic translation. Gene Ontology annotation, cellular component: cytosolic large ribosomal subunit; ribosome. The transcript is spliced from 3 exons. The record is from RefSeq and is a predicted model, not a curated record.